Lactuca sativa (garden lettuce) is the source of this 1075-nucleotide messenger RNA. Its product is annotated as Chaperone DnaJ-domain superfamily protein. NCBI's taxonomy places the organism in Eukaryota, Viridiplantae, Streptophyta, Magnoliopsida, Asterales, Asteraceae. The record is from RefSeq and is a predicted model, not a curated record.
UUUUUCUGUUUUAUACUCCUCUUCCUUCCUCACCGCAGCCGUAUCUUCUUUCUCCACCACAGCCGUACGUCUUCGUCUUCUCCAGAAGCCUCCUUUGAAUUCUUCAAUGCAAUGGUGGGGAUGGGAUCUUUUCCUAUAUGCAAUAAAGCUGUCACCUUAUGCUCCUACUAUCAAUCACAACCAUCAAUACUCCAAAAGAGUUAUCACCGUAUCUGUCAAAAGAGACCCUGUGAAUCCUCGCUUCAUCGACUGAUUCCUACAAGCAUCAAAUACCCAUAUCGUUUCUUUUCAGAUACCAACAACAAAUUCAGGGUUAACUCAGUCAGAGACAGUAAUGGAGAUCAAACCAUCAUGUCUGUUUCUUCUGCCUACCAGGUGCUCGACAUAAUGCCUGAUUGCACUUUGUCCGAACUCAAAGCAGCUUUUCGUGCCAAAGUGAAGCAAUUCCAUCCUGAUGUUAUAAAGAGUGAUGAUGGUAAUUCAGAUACAAUGAUUCGCUGUGUCAUUCAAGCCUAUGAGGUGUUAUCCAAUUUAAGCAAAUCAGAGAUCAUUGAAAGUGAAUGUCUAGACCCUUUUGAUGCUCCUGAAUGUGAGGCAUUUGACAUCUUUGUUAAUGAAGUUCUAUGUGCUGGAAAAGGGUGUCCUUAUUCAUGUGUGAAGGCAGCACCUCAUGCUUUCACAUUCAGUUCUUCAACAGGAACUGCAUAUGCAACGUCUCAAGGUCAUGGUGAGGACUAUAAGGUACAGCUGGCAGUUGGACAGUGCCCUAGAAACUGCAUACAUUAUGUAACACCUUCUCAAAGGAUUAUUCUCCAGGAGUUACUUGCCAGCAUCUUGAAUGUGCCUUUUGAUUGCUCUGCUGAGGCGGACUUGCUUUAUACGCUCAUUGUAAAAGCCAAGUUUGAAAAUAAUCGGUACAAGAAGCCAAAAAAGCAACCCAAUGUAUCAACUAAACAUGUUGAUUGGUAUUAAUCAAACAUUAGUUGUUAAGUCUUGUUGCUUUUGUGUAAAUCUUGUAUAGAAAACAAGGGUAUGUAUAUAUUUAUUCAGUUAUGGUGUAUAUUUUGAUGAUAAA